Messenger RNA from Cryptotermes secundus, 3036 nucleotides. Its product is annotated as nose resistant to fluoxetine protein 6. The transcript is spliced from 14 exons. Gene Ontology annotation, molecular function: acyltransferase activity, transferring groups other than amino-acyl groups. NCBI's taxonomy places the organism in Eukaryota, Metazoa, Arthropoda, Insecta, Blattodea, Kalotermitidae. Bases 1 to 2358 code for a protein of 785 amino acids. The record is from RefSeq and is a predicted model, not a curated record.
AUGACACCGCAAACACUUCCCAAAAAGAAGCAAUGUACCGGACUUUUCAUCGUAACAAUUACCGUUAUUGCGUGUGUGACGUCACUAACACCGAUUGUUGCUAGUAUCGAUAUCAGUGAAGUGGCAAAAGUGUCGUCAAAUUCCACACCACAUAUCAGUGACAAAACCGUGCAAAACGUAAGUAACAACACGACUCUGCAGGUCUCCAGACCUCACGACAGAUCAGACAUACAGUUCUUGGGAAGUAAUGGUACAAAUUCCGAGGAUGCGUACCUAACGGUACCGGACGGUACCGGAGUGCCACAAGAGUUGCCGACCGGGACGGGGGAUCUUCUGGGCGAUAUGAUAACGCAGGCCUUCAAACCUGGCGAGAGGAUUAGUGGCCUGGAAUGGUUGCAGAACGUGUACAAUCCACAUCUCUGGGGGCUCUCGCCUCCCGGAGGGCUGGGGUCGAAAUGUGACGCCGAUAUGAAGAUAUACCUGACCGCCCUCAACAACGGCACGGUCUGGGCUGCCAAGAUGACGGACGCCAGUGGCCGCUACUCGUCCCAGUUCUUCUUCGGAAACGGCUUCUGGCUUGGAUCUCACACACUUUGCGAAGAACUGCAGCUACAAGACUCGAACCCGGAGCCUCCGCCUUUCAGUGUAGCUUUUCAUGUGGCCAAAUUACAGGUGGCGCUCUCUUCACAUCUCACUCCUGUGGGACGCCAGGUGUCUCUGGGGCUGUGCCUACCUCAUUCUUGCGGCCCCGCGGACAUCACGUCACUACUGCAACCGGAUGACGCCUUGCAAGUGUUGCGAGUGAGGCCCGUACCCGGGGACUACAGUCUGCUUGCCGACACCAAGUUCCAUGUCCUGGGGGGCGUACUAGCUGUAGUGUGUGUGUUGAUAGCGACGGGGUCGUGUUAUGAGCUGCUGCUAUCUCGUGACGAACACACCAACAACCAGUCACCAGGCACGGGGCUGUCAGACCACAAGGAGAAAGAGUCUAUCGGUAAGCCCAACUUCUGUCCACAAACGGAAGGCCUGUUGCCGCAGCUGCUACUGUCCUUCUCUGCGGUGCGAAACGGCCAAAAGAUCCUGAAGUGUGACAGUCCGCAGGACUCGCUGACGCCAAUUCAUGGCCUGCGCUUCCUCAGCCUCGCGUGGGUCAUCCUCGUGCACACAUACCUUCAGGUGUUUGCCAUCGCAGAAAACAAGACGCUACGAACUGUGACAGAGAGAAACUUCAUGUUCCAGACGAUCAGCAAUGCCACGUUUUCCGUCGAUACGUUCUUCUUUAUCAGUGGUCUGUUGGUCACGUUCCUCUACUUCCGGUCAGUGGAGAAGCAACAGGAUGACAGCAACAGACGCGGUCUGAGAGAGGGUGCGGUGAAAUUCAUGACACUGCUCUUCUACAGGUUCGUCAGGCUGACUCCCGCCUACCUCUUCGUGCUCGGUCUGGUUGAGGUUGCCAUGAGAACUCUACACAACGGUUCUGUGUUCGAGCCCAAGGUCAUGGACCACCUGAACUGCGAAAAUUACUGGUGGCGCAACGCUCUCUACAUUAACAGCCUGUUCCCGCGGCGCGAGAUGUGCAUGCUGUGGAGCUGGUACAUGGCUAAUGACACUCAGUUCUAUGUGCUCGGAAUUCUGCUGCUGCUGGCGUCAGUCAGGUAUUUCCGAGCAGUGGCGGCAGUCUGGGCAGUGUUCCUGGUAAGCAGCUGGUGUACCACAGGGAUUAUAUCCUACCAGUACCAAUAUGUCGCCAGAAUACAGGAGCCAUUUGCCCAGUUUGAUACCUUGUACGACAAGCCAUGGACCAGGGUGGGACCUUACCUUAUUGGCAUGGCGACUGGCUGGCUGCUACACAGGACAAAUUGUGCCUUCAAGAUACCAACAACUGUGGUAAUCAGCGGCUGGACCCUGGCCCUGCUGUGUAUGUUCAGCCUCGUGUACGGCCUACUGCAUGUUCAGCUAGGGAUGCUCACUUCAGCAGCUUACGCAGGCCUGGGGCACACUGCCUGGGCACUGGGGCUUGCUUGGAUAGUGGUUGCCUGCUGUACCGGUUAUGGUGGUAUUGUGAACAGCCUCCUGUCGUUCCGGGCGCUGUUACCCCUCAGUCGCCUUACAUACUGCGCCUAUCUCACUCAUCCUCUUAUCAUGGUAGUCACGGGGUUCAGCAUGGAUGGACCACUUCAUCUCCACAACUUGCUAGUGUUGAUCCUGUACCUAGGCAACAUGGUGGCCGCCUUUGCGUUGUCCUUCUUCAUCUCUCUUGCCUUCGAGGCACCAGUGGUCAACUUGCUCAAGAUAACCAUGGCAAGCAGAAAGAAAAGCUCCCAGGACAAUGUCACAGGGUGCACAAAAUGUCACUGAUAACUGAAGAAGAACAUCUGGUGAUCACAUGAUGUAAGGGCACUCUGUUGAGACAAACUGAGGCUGCGUUGGUAAUACAGAGGGAAAUGUGUCUCUCCAGUUGAACUUGACCAAGGUCUUUUAGACUCCAGUUCCAACAUGACACAAUAUACCACCAUGGGCUCCAGCUGGUUGGGGGGAGGGGGAGCUAGGCAUUCCUCUGCCUGGGCAUAAAAAGAGACAAACGCAAGUGAAAAAGACAGGAAUUGUACGAGAUAUUAAUAUCAAAAAUUUAUUUUCUUCUUAACUCUUUUAUAUUCUGAACACUUCAAGAUGAUCAAUAAAAAUCCUGAAGAACUCUAACCUAGGAUUAUAAGCCAAUCUCCUGGCUGCUUCCCUUGGUAAAAAGCCUUGCUGACACCCAUGGAUACCACACAGAUUGCUAUUCUUCAUAUGUUGCCUGUUGUAAGAACAGGGUAAUCUGUGUUCGCUAAUUUUGGCAGAAAUGCUGUAAGGACUGAUACUUAAUGUAAAAUUAUGAUGCUGGAAUUCUGAGACACAGAAAGUGAUAUGCUCACAGAUGGAGGUAAGGUUGUCAGCCUCAUGCGCUGGCCACUCUUUACACCCUGGAAAGAUUCCUGGUUCUCAUUUCUGUUAGAGGCUGAGUUGACCACAGGGCCAUAGUGCAGCUUGAAGAAU